Messenger RNA from Pantherophis guttatus, 936 nucleotides. Its product is annotated as olfactory receptor 2D3-like. NCBI's taxonomy places the organism in Eukaryota, Metazoa, Chordata, Lepidosauria, Squamata, Colubridae. Gene Ontology annotation, cellular component: membrane. Gene Ontology annotation, biological process: G protein-coupled receptor signaling pathway. The record is from RefSeq and is a predicted model, not a curated record. Gene Ontology annotation, molecular function: olfactory receptor activity; G protein-coupled receptor activity.
AUGGCAAACAAUGUCCUGUGGGAAAAUAAAAGUUCUGUCUCUGAAUUCAUCCUUCUGGGUUUCUCAACCAAGCUGCAAACUCAACGGUUCCUUUUUGUUCUCUUCCUCCUCCUGUAUCUGAUGAUUGUGCUGGGCAACGGUCUCAUUAUCAACCUCAUCAGGUUAGACUCUCGUCUCCACACACCCAUGUACUUCUUCUUGGCCAACCUCUCCUUCUUGGACAUCAGUUACAGUUCUACCACAAUGCCCCAGAUGCCCUCAUCUCCUUUUAAAGAGAAAGUCAUCUCCUUUGCUGGCUGUACUGCUCAAAUGUACAUCUUCCUGUCUUUGGGGAUAACUGAAUGCGUUCUCUAUGCCGUGAUGGCCUACGAUCGAUAUGUAGCCAUCUGCCACCCAUUACACUACACUAGCAUGAUGAGCAAGUCAGUUUGUGUUAAGAUGGCAGUCGGGUCCUGGGCCUGUGGCUUCCUCUUUGCCAUGAUGCACACCGGCUUCACUAUGCGCUUGCCUUAUUGUGGACCAAACGAGAUCAACCACUUCUUUUGUGAAGUGCCAGCUAUCUUGGAAUUAGCUUGUGCCGACACACACGUUAAUGAGGUGGUGGACUUUGUGUUGGGGGUGAUCCUACUCAUGACCCCACUUUCUUUGAUUGUGACCUCUUACAUGUUCAUCUUGAGCACUAUCCUGAAGAUCCGCUCUGCAGAAGGGAAGUUCAAAGCUUUCUCCACCUGCACCUCACACAUUACAGUGGUGACUCUCUUCUACGGAGCUGCCAUGUUUAUGUACAUGCGCCCAGCUUCCAGCUAUAAGCCAGAAAGAGACAAAAAGUUUUCUCUCUUUUACAAUGUGGUAUCUGCUCUUUUGAACCCAUGUAUUUACUCUCUAAGAAACAAAGAGAUCAAAGGAGCCCUCUGCAAAUGGAUUUGCAUACAAUAA